AUGUAAAACUAUUAAAAUUCAUCCACUUAUGAAUUAGAGAAUUCAUUUAGUGAGAAAUCAUUCACUGUAGCAAUGGCUAUUAAUUAGGAUAACAAGAUACUGAUUACUUCUUCACUGAAUUAUGGCAAAGCAUUUCAGUUUAAAUGGGGCUCACUCAAAACUAUGAAGUUAUUUUAGACUUAAUAAAGAUACAUCACAAAUAUCAAUUUUUUCAAGAAGAAUUCCUAAUUUGUUACUUGUUCAAUUGAUUCUUCCAUAAUAAUCUGGUCUUCGAUUCUUUUAUCCUUACCAAAAUACUUACAGAAAUUAAACAGUCAUAAACACUCCAUAUACUGCUUAGCAAUACGCCCUAAUGAUGAAAAUCUCAUAAUUUCUGGAGGUGUAGAUUGCACAAUAAAAUUUUUGGUCUAAAAAAUUAUAAUGGUCUUACUAGUAGACAAUUAAAGAGGAGACUGGAUGGAUAAAUGCAUUAUCGAUAAAUUAAGAUGGAAAUUAAUUAAUAAGUUGCUCUUUAAAUUCAUCUAUACUUGUGAUUUGCUAAACAAAUUAAUAACGAUGGAUUGUAAAACAGAAGAUAAUUACCCAAAAAUUUGGGUAUAGACUUAAUUUCAUUCACAAUGA
Molecule: messenger RNA, 621 nt
Organism: Paramecium octaurelia
Lineage: Eukaryota; Ciliophora; Oligohymenophorea; Peniculida; Parameciidae
Source: the annotation of a GenBank genome assembly